Molecule: messenger RNA, 3254 nt
Organism: Ciona intestinalis (vase tunicate)
Lineage: Eukaryota; Metazoa; Chordata; Ascidiacea; Phlebobranchia; Cionidae
Source: RefSeq, a predicted model, not a curated record
UGUAAGUAUCAACAAUGAUAUUCAAUCGUCUCUGAUUUCUAUGUAGCUGUCAGCUGUCAAUCAAAUAUUCGCAACUAAAGCAAAGAAAUAACUCGUUCAUGUUGUUUGUUGGUUUUGUGACGAUUUAUUGAAGCAAAUAAUUAUGAAAUUGUGUUGUUUAUCGCAAAGUUAAACAAGUUUAAACUUGAAGUCAAGAAUUCCCGAUAUUUGGACGCCUGGCAAUGGAUCUGAUUGAUCAUUCAGUUGAAAUCGACCAUGCUUCGUCCAUGAUGAGGAAAAUUCAUGAUCAUCUAAAAAGAGAACAACUAUGUGACGUCAUUAUUAUAGCUGGAUCAAAAAGGAUACCAGCUCAUCGUCUCGUGUUGUCUUCGGUAUCGGAAUAUUUUCGUGCGAUGUUCAACAGUGAGGUGAGAGAGGCCGUUGAGGAAGAAGUCGUGAUGUCGGAUAACGAUCCUGAUGCGUUGGAGAACUUGAUCAAGUAUAUGUAUACAGGAAAGUUGGAGUUAAAGGAGGAUAAUGUAGAGAGGACGUUAUCAACAGCUAACAUGCUUAGGUUGGACGCUGUGGUUGAAUCUGGAUGUUGCUUCCUUAAACAACAACUCCACCCAUCCAACUGCCUUGGUAUUCGAUCAUUCGCUGACAUUCAGUCAUGUAGAGGGUUGUAUGAGGAAGCACAUAAGUACACCAUGGAACAUUUCACUGAAGUUAUUCGUAACCAGGAAUUCUUGAUGCUGCCGUUACCACAAGUAUGCGAGUUAUUCGGCAGCGACGAGGUAAAUGUAACAAGUGAGAUCAAUAUGUUUGAAGCUGUGUUGCUAUGGGUGAAACAUGAUGUGGGGGAAAGGAAAAAGUUGAUGGCAGAACUACUAACAAGAGUGAGGCUUACACACAUGCCUAAGGAGUACGUCGCUGACGUGGUUCAAUCGAACCCGUUCAUCCGUGACAACCUCGACUGUGAGCAUCAGGUCAUUGAAGCUUUGAUCCAUCACUUGUUACCUGAGAGACGACCUUGUCCUGUUCGGCCGAGGAAAUCAACAACUGGCCAUCUGUUUGCUAUCGGUGGAAUGGAUACUUCCAAAGCUGGAUUUUCAUGUGCGGUCAGCAUUGAACAAUACGAUGCACGAAUUGACCAGUGGUCCCAAGUGGCGAACAUGACGGGCCGACGGCUCCAGUUUGGCGUCGCCGUGCUCGAUGACAAGUUGUUUGUUGUUGGGGGGAGGGAUGGACUCAAAACCCUCAACUCUGUGGAGUGUUUCAACACGAGAACCAAGACAUGGAGUGUCAUGCCACCUGUCGCGACACAUAGACACGGUUUAGGUGUAGCUGUCCUCAAUGGCCCCAUGUAUGCUGUAGGCGGCCAUGAUGGUUGGAGUUAUCUUAACACAGUGGAAAGAUGGGACCCUCAAGCUCGUGCAUGGAACUAUGUGGCUCCCAUGUCGGUUGCUCGAAGCACAGUUGGUGUGGCUGUCCUACAUGAUAAGUUGUAUGCAGUUGGUGGGAGAGAUGGAAGCUCUUGCCUUCGUUCUGUUGAGUGUUUCGACCCCCAUACCAAUAAGUGGACCAACUGCGCCCCUAUGUCUAAGAGGAGGGGUGGGGUCGGCGUUGGGGUUUGUGGGGCUCACCUGUAUGCCAUCGGGGGUCACGAUGCACCUGCUAGUAACCAGAUGUCGAAGUUAUCGGAGACCGUUGAAAGGUAUGAUCCAAAGACGGACCAGUGGUCGACUGUAGCACCCAUGAGCGUACCACGUGAUGCUGUUGGUAUAUGUAUGGUUGGUGGGAGGUUAUAUGCAUGUGGGGGAUAUGAUGGCCAGUCAUACCUUGCCACAUGUGAAGCAUACGACCCACAGUUGAACGAGUGGCGUAACAUCGCGUCCCUCAACACAGGAAGGGCAGGCACAGUGGUCGUGCACGUUCGCCAUCUGCAUUGAGAUGUUCCAAUUACACCAAAGAGAUGUCGAGUGUCUUAACGCCAAAGACGUGGUUUCCACAUUGUUAAUUCAAUGGGUCCCAUUGGUUUAGCUGAAGUGUGACUUUUUUUUACGUCACAACAGCUCGUCCUAAGCAUGAUUUUACAUUGUUACGUCAUAGUGGUUUAUUUAAAACGUGACAAACUCUCUUAACCUUUGAAAUAUAAAGUUUUACCUACUGUUUACUAACAAUUUCAAUUAUGUGCAAAAAACAUGAUUUUUCGGGUCAUUUUUAAUAUUUACAUUACAGCACCCCACAUGUAAAAUACGAUUUUUAUCUAAAACAUUAUAAUUUUUAAACAGAAACUUUUAAAAUAAUAUGGCUGUUAUGUUCUUUUAAAAUUAGCCAGAAAAUCUGUGUUUUAUGCAAAUAAUUGAAAUUGUUUGUAUGGGAUCACUAUCAUAAUCUUUGUAUGAUACUUGUGACAGCUAUUUCAUUCUCUAACAUUACAGCUGAGUUUCCUUCAUUAUAAUGAAACCAGGAAACACUAAGCGGCUGCAUCUGUGCAAAGUGUCCGUUAUUUUAUUCGUUCACUUCCUGCUUUGGACACCCCAGACUUGUUGUCUGUUUUAAUCCUUUAUGGCUCUGAUUCUUAACUUAUAAUAAGCCACUUGUGUUACGUGGAUAAACCUUAAACAAAACAGUUUAACAGUAAAUGAAAUAUAAUCUUUUUGUCAGCUGCACUCAAAUUUUAAUAUGUGAUUAAAGGUAAAAUGGCACAUUAGUAGAAAUUGUAAGAACCAUAGGUUUAAUGCAUUUUUCUAAUACUUUGUCACUUUAAAACUUUAUAAACCUAACUUUUAAGCAGCCAUCAUAAACUUAAUGGUAAUCCCCUUGAUAAUGGUAGCAAUAAUAUUUUACACUGUGUUUAUAUUCCAAACAUAAUUUUUCAUUUGUUUUUAUGCGGUUUCAUAUGACUUAAUCAUCAUGCAAAGAUAUUUCUUUUAUACAUCAUUCGUGGCAUUUACAGUAUGUACAUUGGCACUUUAUUAUAUUGUGUCUAAUGUAGUAGAGUGGAUGAAGAUGGGACACAUUUAGCACUUAAUAUCCAAAUAUCCCGAUCGCGUUUUAAACAAAUAAAAACGGUCUAUGGGGGUCGUAGAAAAACAGUUUUAUAAUUCUUUGAAUGUUCUUUUUUAUUGCCAAAUGGCAUGAGAAAAUAGAAUGAAAGUGUGUCCCAUUUUUCCCACCCUACUAUAUGUUCGUUUUAAUGGUGCAACAGAAACACGCAACGAAUUAUUAAAUGCAAAUACUAUUCACCAAUAAAGUACCAAAUGUUAAUAUUA